AUGUUCAGUUAUAGAGACCCAAGACAGCAGAGGCUCGUAGUGAUUGCCAAAGACAAUGGUGAUCCAGCUCUGUCUGCCACCGUCACCAUCAAGAUAUCAACAGUGGAACACGCCAUGCCUUUCUUAGAGACUACAGAGUUACCUCUUGAGUUUGAUGUCUUCACAGACCUAAACUUAUACUUGGUGAUCGGUUUGGGAGCUGUAUCGUUUCUGCUGCUGAUAACCAUCUUGGUGAUAAUCGUACUCAAGUGUCAAAAACCAAAGCCAAAGCCCAUGAAGAUCCCCUCGGCCAGUAGGAACAGUGUGAUCAGCAGAAACAGCAUGAUCAGCCAGAGAAGCUCCACCAUCGCAGAUUCCACCCUGAUCUCCAGCGAUGCCUACUGGUACAGCUUAUUCCUUGCUGAGACCAGAAAGGACCACAGACUCCAGAGCAUCGACACUAGAGUACUCAAAAUGAAAGGAAGUCCAUUCUUCAACUGGAGCAGGAGCCUAGGAGAAAGCUGCGGUGAUAUAACCAUCUCCUCACAAGAGACUGAAUGAAACUCUCCUGAGACUCACAAAGAAGAUGUAAAACAGUUGUCCUCCCUCGGCCACUCCACCACAGCUCUUGUUCUUUCUGGUUCUGUCAGUCCAACACACAGGCGUCGACCACAAAUCGCCUCAACUGCUACCAUCGUUAUUCUUUAAGCAUGAUACUGCAUGAUUCUACAAGUAUUCGGACAACGAAUCCUUCCCAGCAGGAUGUCCAGUCCUCAUUGAAUAGGCGUCAUAUUGUAACUCAUUCCUUGCUUAACUCUUCUAACCUUUUCAGUGGACAACUCUGUCCUCUCUCCAGGGAUUAUGCUGUACUAUAGCUGUAGAAGCCAUCAGUGUUUCACACUAUACUUAAGUUACUGUCAUGCUACUGUUUUUCCUUCUUUUUUUUUAUGCUGGAGCUUCAAACACGCCUAUGAAUCAGGGAGAAUACGUUACUUCCAUGGAUCGUAUUUUUAUUAACUCCGGCCUGGAACUUGGUGUUUUUGUUUUUCAACAUCUGAGUUUUUCUGUGUCGUAAGGCUCAGUGCGUUACUUUAUAACUUUUAAGAACAUUGUUUUGCUCAACAGGAUCUGAAUGUCCGAAUGAAAAUGAAAAAAAAAGAAUGAAUGAAAUCUGUAAAAUUGUAAAAACAAACCAAAAAAAAAUUAGAAGACGUAUUGUUUCUAUUCCUAUUUGAUUGUAGACGGUGUAUGUGUGGUUAUAUAGGAGAUGUAAUGAGGUCAGAAGAGCAUAAAACAUUUGUUUGAUAUGCUCUUUAAAAUGAAAUGUUAUUAAUCAGAUCACAGUUUAGUAUGAAGUUGAAUACAGUCGGUUUGUCUCUGCCUGGGAAAUAUAUAACUGUAAAAAACAUCAUGAAAAAAGGGGGUCAAACACCAUUUAUACUGUCUUUUUUUCCUUUCCCUAAAAGUCAACCAUUCUAAACAGAUCUGCUUUCAAUCGUUACAUAAAUAUAAGAUAAAAAAAUAAAAUCCAUUAACAUAAGUACAGGGAAGAUUUUUGAAAAAGUUUAUAAUUACAAAAGUAAGAAUAUCAAAAUCUACUUGUCUUUGCCAGGGUACAAUAGGAAAUAAGGCACAGACAAGGUGUUGUUUUAUUAAUAUUCAUGUUUUUAUAUAGAUUUUAUGUAUUAUCUCUUAUUGCUGCUUUUGUGAGCUUCUUUAAGGGCAUUUUGUGUUGCAUAUUUGUAGUGUAGUGCAUAUGGUGUAGUUUUGGUAUAGUACUUAAUUGAAAAAAAAAAGGAACAAGAACACUUUUCUCAAACUCAAAAGUAGUGUUGCUACAUUGCUGUUAAAGCCAGGACUUUGAUUGGUGAAAACAAGGAGUUUAUAGAGGCCACUCUUUAGGAUGCUAAAUGAUAAAAUGCAACAGCAUGAGGUGAGAAGAUUGGAUUAUGAGAAGAACAUAGUGUUAAUUAUAACUGCAGCACUUCAGUGCUGACUCUGCAGGCAGUGCAUGCAAUGUAUUAAGCAGAUGACAGCACUUUGAAUUUGGGAUAUGCACUGAAUCUAAAUGUGAUCACAGCACUCCCUCUGUUAUGCAGAGUGGAGAGAAUAUUUCUGGAAGUAUCCAUCUCCAUACUCUGAGUCAGUGAAAUUUAACCUCCCCUUUUUCUCCUCUCUUACUCUCUCAAUCUCCCCACCUUUGAAAGCAUCGGGCAGGGGUUUCUUUCAAGCUGAGGAUGUUACGUGAUGAGGGAUGUCUUUCUGUCUUGUACAUGAAAUUCUGUAUGUGCAAUCAUCACCAAAGCUGAGCGAUUCCAACAGUGUUAUAGAGGUAUAUAAUUGCACAUAUGAUGAGCUCUAUGCGUGCCUUCUGUAUUGUAAAAGAUGACUGUUGAAGACUGAAAUAUCGGCAUUUCUAAUAGUAUAAUAAAUUACAGUUACUCCCAUGAUACAGUAUCCUAAACUGCUUGUUCGGUAGGGACAGCUUAUGGAUUCAGAUGUAGGCGUAUCUAUUGUAAAUUGAACCGAUUUAUACUUUGUGUUUUUAUACAGUUGACUUUUUUUAUAUCUUCUGUAUUCACUGUGAUUGAAUGGCACAGGAAGUGCUUGUGCUCAGUGUUUUAAGGGUUUUGCUAUUUCUCAUUUGUGUACACUGCUCAUUUUCUUUUCCGCAGCUACCUUGCCAAUCAAAGUGUACAGUAGGCUUCCAGAGUCGCAUCAAAUGACCUCCAGUUACAUCCCACUUCGCAGAUUAAAAGACAGUAUGGGUGAGAAUGGUCUCGUUUUACUUUCAUGUCUUGUAACUGACAGAUUUUGAUGUUGCUUAUUUGGCUUAAAUGUAUUGCUUGAUUAUACUAGUUUGAA
Molecule: messenger RNA, 2844 nt
Organism: Menidia menidia (Atlantic silverside)
Lineage: Eukaryota; Metazoa; Chordata; Actinopteri; Atheriniformes; Atherinopsidae
Source: the annotation of a GenBank genome assembly